AUGCGGCGGCGCUUCGUGCUCAAGAUGCCGACGCGUUUCAGGGUCUGCGCGGACGCGCGUCUCCUGUCGAUCGUCGCGCCGAGGGCCAAGAACCUGGGCGGCGACCCGAUCGCGGGGGGGCGCCUUUGCCCGGCGGAGUGCGUUUGGCACGGCUCGAAUCAGCGCGGGAAGUAUUCGAAGUGCCGCAAGCGCGACAAGUCGCUGACCUUCAUCCGCUUCACGAAGGAGGAGAUCGAGGGGAACAUGCGCAGAGUGCUGCUCAAGAAGCGGGCCAUGCUAGAGCAGCGCCAGAUGACCGAAAAGGGGAAGAUUCAGGACAUCUCGCCGGGAGAUCGGCCACCUCUCCCUAUCGCCAGGCCGGCAUCCGCGGCCCCAGGGUCGAACUUGGGCUACGCGGAGGGCAGCCCGGGAUCCGCCCCCAAGCUGAAGGUGAAGAUGCCGCCGCGGGGCUACGGGUGCGGUUCGAGCCCCAGCAGCGCCGGCAGGCCGACGGCGAUGAAGGCCCCUUCAGUGCCGGCCAAGGCGCCGCCGAACCACAGCCAGGCACAGCGGGGCCUGAUGCGCGCGCUGAUGCUGGAAGACAGGGGCACGAGGAACCACCAUAUGGAGAACAUGAUCGGCGCCAUCAGGGCGCUGGCCGAAGGGAUCCGUGCGAGAGUCGAUGGCGAGGCCGACGAGGAGCAGGGCCCGAGCUAG
Molecule: messenger RNA, 696 nt
Organism: Prorocentrum cordatum
Lineage: Eukaryota; Dinophyceae; Prorocentrales; Prorocentraceae
Source: the annotation of a GenBank genome assembly